This is a messenger RNA of Abrus precatorius (Indian licorice), 1185 nucleotides long. Its product is annotated as putative disease resistance protein RGA1. Gene Ontology annotation, biological process: defense response to other organism. The coding region runs from base 1 to 1185 and encodes 394 amino acids. The record is from RefSeq and is a predicted model, not a curated record. Gene Ontology annotation, molecular function: ADP binding. Lineage: Eukaryota; Viridiplantae; Streptophyta; Magnoliopsida; Fabales; Fabaceae. The transcript is spliced from 3 exons.
AUGGCGGAACACAUUCCAUUUGCUGUUGCCUCUAAUCUCCGUUCACAGCAAGCUCGUGUGCGAGUUUGGAUUAGAAGGUUCAAAGAAGUACUUCAUCAUGCAGAUGACUUCUUAGAUGACCUUGCUAUCCAAUUUAGGAGGGACAAAUUGGGUGCAGCAGAAGGAAAAGAAGUAAACAAGGUACUUCUUUCCAUUUUAUCUUCAAAUCAAAUUCCUUCAUACAGUGAAAUGCCUGACAAAAUUAAAGAAAUACAAGCAAGUUUUAAUGGUGUAGUAAAAGAAAUGAAGGAUUUGAAUUUAAGUCCAAGAUCAGGAGUGGUUAAGCAAACUAAUAGUGAAUGGAGGGAAACAUGUUCUUUUGUAUUAGAAUCAGAUAUAAUUGGAAGAGAUGAUGAUAAAAAGGAGAUUAUUAGUCUUUUGAGACAAACGCCACAUGAAAGCCAAAAAGUUUCUGUGAUUGCUAUUGUUGGCAUUGGUGGUUUAGGGAAGACAGCUCUUUCUCAAUUGGUGUAUAAUGACUUAGAAGUGCAGAGUUAUUUUGAAAAGCAAAUGUGGGUGUGUGUCUCUGAUCAUUUUGAUGUGAAAACUGUUCUAAAGAAAACAUUAGAAUCAGUUAUUGGUGGCCAAAUAGAAGACAAGUUAUCAUUAGACAACUUGCAAAAAAAGCUUCGUGAAAAUUUGAGUGGUAAAAAAUAUUUUUUAGUUAUGGAUGAUGUUUGGAAUGAGAGUCAUAAAAAAUGGGCUGAAUUGAGAACUUACUUGGUGUGUGGUGCUCAAGACAGCAAGAUUUUAGUGACAACCCGAAGUGAAAAUGUAGCAAAGACAAUGACUGCCAGCACUUCCUAUCCUUUGAAAGGUUUGACCGAUGAAGAAUCUUGGAGUUUGUUGAAGAACAUUGCAUUUGAGUAUGAUUCUAAAAGAGUAAAUCAAAAUCAUGAAUCAAUGGGGAAAGAAAUAGCCAAAAAAUGUAAAGGGGUUCCAUUAGCAGUUAAAACACUGGGAGGCCUCCUGCGAGGACAAGAUAAAGAAAGUGAAUGUAAAGAUGUUUUAAGUGGUGACUUCUGGAAAUUAUGGGAAGAACAAGAUGUUACAGCACUUUUCCCAAACUGGCUUUCUCUCCUCACAAAUGUUGUGGACAUGUUUCUCUUUGGAGAGUCUCGUGUUAGAGAAUUGUCGGAAGCUUAG